AUGCGAGAGGGUUAUCGCUCCUGGGUGAUCCGUCAAGGCAGCGGCGAGAUCGUCCCGUGGCGUCAGCCCUCGGAGGAGGUGGAUGCCAGGAACUACCUGCCCUGCCCGCUCUGCCUCGGCUUCUUCCUCCGGGCCGACCUCUGGAAGCAUCAGGUGUGCUGUCGUAAGAAGCUGUCCGCCGACCCCUCCCAUCAUCCCGCCUCCAAGAAAGAGCCGGCCCACGCCACUUAUGACCCCGCAGGUGAGGCUGCGUGUGACCCGGCGGCCGACCGGGCCACAAAGGAGACGCCCGCAGACCCCGCCGGAGACACGACACGACCCUGCAGCGUGGACCAGAACCAAACCUCUGACUCCGCCGUGUACCGCACCAGGAAGCGGAUCCGAGUCCAGGCAGCAGCGUCCCGCCUCCUGCCCAUCUCCAGCGGCGCCUCGGAGAGCUGCAGUGAAAUCUUGCACCGCAUGAACCAGGACAACGUGUCUUAUGAGGUCAAAUCUGAUUGGCUGAUAUGUAAAUACGGAAACAAGCUGAUGGGGAACCAGGACAACAGCCAGAGGAGGUACGACUACGUCAGCCAGAAGCUCAGGGAGCUCGGCAGGUUGCUCCUGGCCGCCAAGUCUCUGGACUCCGACAUCCAAACCCUUCACGACCUCCUGGCUCCAGGCCGCCUGAGCUUCGCGCUGUCUGCCGCCAGAAAAGCAGCAGGGUAUCGGUGGAGCCGCCCUCCCAUGGCUUUGAAGACCACGCUGAAGACAAUCUGCGAGAUUGCCAUGGCAGAGAGUCUGCAGCAAGGAGACUGGGAAGCAGCAGCCAAGACCACCGACUUCUACCACCUGCUGGGGAGGCAGUGGGACAAUCUGGGGCUGCAGAACCCUGAUCAUGACCCAGAAACAGCUGCUCCAGAUGGAGGACCUCAACUGAAGAAGCAGCUGGUCCAGUCCGGAAAUGAGAAGAACCCAGUACCAGAUGUUCUGUCCAAGGAUGGUGACAGACAGCUGAGCUCUCUCGCUGAGUUCCCUCCUCCAGAGUCCAGACUGCAGACUCCUGUCCCAGUUCCCAUGGGUCCCAGGAAAGUCCGCCGGCGCCCUUGGUCCACCACAGAGAAGGAGGCCAUAUGGAGACAGCUGGGAGUCCACGUGCUGGUCCAGUCAGUACCGGGGAAGGAGGUCUGUCAGCGCUGUCUCGACCUGGAGCCGGUUCUCAGAGGACGACACUGGAAAGACAUUAAGAACCAGAUCCAUAACCAGAUCCAGAGUCAAAAGAAGCAGCAGUUCCAUGCCCAGAUGGACCUAGAGGAGAACCAGGAACUCCAAGACCAAAUUCACAACCAAAGGAAGCAGCAGCUGUGCCAGGCUCCGAUGGACCAGCUGAAAAAGGAUCUGAUGGUUGAGCAGGACCAGGACAAUCCUCAGAACCAGAAGAGACCACAGUACCUCCUCCAGAUCAACCACCAGGCCCACAACAGUAUUCAGAACCAGAAGAAACAGGAUGACCACAGCCAGCUAGACCACCAGCACCACCUGAACAUCCACAAGAAGCAGCUGUGCCACGCCAGACCGGACGGCCAGGACCAGAGUCAAGACCACAAGAAGCAGCUGUACCAAAUGGACCAGCAGACCCAGCCUCUGCACGCCCUGGACCAGGACUCCUCCAUACUUGCAGCCUCACUUUACGGACCUGACGGGCCACUGCGAGGUCCAGGACACGUGCUGCCGGAGCGGGAACCUGGCAUCACUCCGUACCCGCUCCUGCCCCGAGGCUCCGGGCCCCAGAUGGCCCAGUUGUUAACCAGAACUGAAUGGACUGAAGAUGCUCUGGUCCAGAACUACCCCGUUAACAGGACACUGGGUCAGAACCUGCUCUUGGAUGUACUGCCACGAGGACCGCCUCCUGAUCCACACUCUGGACAUGUCCACUUCUGACGGAAAAGGUCCACGUCAUACAAACAGGUCCACGUCAGAUGGACGUGACCAGUUCUAAAGAACUUUGAACAACAGCGGUGGACCCGCUGUCCUACGUUCUCCUGACUGGAGAUCAGGUAGCAAACAAAACAUCUGGUAUAAAUCAUUCUGUGGAUGUUGUGUCCAAAAUAAAAGGGAUGUUUGUUCAGGCCAGGACUGGACCUAUACCUGCAUCUGAUUCUGGUUCGGUGCUGCUUCCAGUGUUAUGUCUUUUGGUUUAGGUCACGUUUACACAUAGCUAGGUAUUUACAAAAACGGAUAUUUCCCCCUCUACGUUUUGAAAAAUACCAUCAUUUACACGAAUCCGCAUAAAUAUGCUGUUACGGUGCUAUGAACAGCCAAACCUACAGGGGGCAGUGUAACGAGAAGCAUAAAGUCAAUCGGAAUUCUGGAAAAAAAACGUGAACAAAUGACACGAGUAACUUCCAGUUACUUCCAAGAUGGAACGAGAGUCUUUCGUUUGGAGUGACAGAGAAGUGGAGUUACUUUUAAGUGUGACUUUAGAAUAUAAAACAGGUAAAAUACAAGAAAAUAUUGACUGUGGCCAUACAAAUUGUAAACACAGGUCGCACUCGUGACGCUGGUGACGUUUCUGUCGCAUAAUGUGACGUUCUGAAGCCUAAAUGUCUGUUUCUCUCCGUUUACAAGCAAACGUGAAGAUAGAGAUUUUGCAAAUCUCCACUUUGGCCGGAGGUUUCCGAAAUGAUCGUUUUUGGUGACUUUGAGCUUCGUUUUUGUGUAAACAAACGGCCAAAACGCAUGAAAACACCACUGUUUUUGCUACGUGGAAACAGGGCCUUAGAGAGGACUUCCUGAACCAAUCCUUCUGGAGCUGCAGGUAGAUCCAGGUUCUGGUGCUAAGAACAUGUCUCAAUGACGUGUGACCCCCUCAACGCACCAAACCACCAUCCUGAACCAGUGGUGCCUCAAGUCCAAGGAGGACCACGAAGACGUGAACAUUAAGGUGGAGGCUGCGUUGCUUUCGACCAGAUACCGGUCAGCUUUUAGGAUCCUGCAUCAUCAGAGAUCUGGAGCUCAGUUGGAACUCACUCGGACCUCAGUUGGAGCUUCCGUUGUCAUUUGUUCAUACUGAACAAAUGUGUCCACCUGUUUCCGUUUAAUAAGGGACUUCCAACAUAUUUGUUUUGUUCUGUUUUAUAUAUUGAUGUUUCAAUAAAUCAUUUUAGCUCCCCGUC
This is a messenger RNA of Cololabis saira (Pacific saury), 3155 nucleotides long. RefSeq lists its product as uncharacterized. NCBI's taxonomy places the organism in Eukaryota, Metazoa, Chordata, Actinopteri, Beloniformes, Belonidae. The transcript is spliced from 6 exons. The coding region runs from base 1 to 1920 and encodes 639 amino acids. The record is from RefSeq and is a predicted model, not a curated record.